Messenger RNA from Mangifera indica (mango), 2010 nucleotides. RefSeq names its product single-strand DNA endonuclease 1. The record is from RefSeq and is a predicted model, not a curated record. Gene Ontology annotation, molecular function: 5'-flap endonuclease activity; DNA binding. The transcript is spliced from 14 exons. The coding region runs from base 150 to 1901 and encodes 583 amino acids. Lineage: Eukaryota; Viridiplantae; Streptophyta; Magnoliopsida; Sapindales; Anacardiaceae.
AUUAUGUGGCAAAUGAGUCCACCAUGAUUCAAUUCUCUUGAAACUAAACGACGCCGCUUGACAACGGUUACCCAUUGUUACUCCGCCCUAAUUCUAGUGUCGUUCAUUUUUAAAUUCCCUCACUUUCAGAGAGUGCAGAGUUUGCUAAAAUGGGGGUGAAGAAUUUAUGGAAUAUUCUUGAAUCCUGCAAGAAAACACUUCCACUCCACCAUCUUCAGAACAAGAGGCUUUGCAUAGAUCUAUCUUGUUGGAUUGUGCAACUUAAAAGGGUUUAUAAAUGUCACGCUUCUCACUCUCACUACGAAAAGCUCUAUCUCAGCGGUCUCUUUCACCGUCUCAGAGCUCUUAUUGCUUUGAAUUGUACCCUCAUUUUCGUUACUGAUGGUUCAAUUCCUGCCAUCAAAUUAUCCACUUACAGAAAGCGUUUGAACUCGGGGAAUGAGGUGACUGAUGAUGAAAGGCAGGUGACUGAGGAUGAAGCAAACUCAGAUAAAGUGACAUCACUUAAAAGAAAUAUGGGAUCCGAUUUCUCAUGCAUGAUCAGAGAUGCAAAAGCUCUUGGAUUAGCACUUGGAGUUCCUUGCUUAGAUGGGAUUGAGGAAGCUGAAGCACAGUGUGCACUGUUAAAUUUGGAAUCAUUGAUGGAUGUUUCUCAUCAGAUUCUGAUAUCUUUCUUUUUGGUGCAAAGACAGUGUACAGGGACAUUCACCUUGGAAUUAGGGGAAGAAGGCCAUGUUGUUUGUUAUGAAAUGGCUGAUAUAGAGAGAAAACUUGGAUAUGGAAGGAACUCAUUGAUUACCCUAGCCCUUCUUCUUGGAGGUGAUUACUCCAAAGGAGUUCAUGGUCUAGGCCCGGAGGAAGCAUGCCGGAUUGUUAAAUCCAUCGCCGAUAAUGUUGUUCUUGAACGAAUUGCCUCAGAGGGACUUUCCUUGGUAAAAAAGGCCAGAAAUUCAAGGAAUUUAAAUGGAGAGAAUCAGUUUUUGGAAGUGAUUGAUGCAUACACAAAGCCAAAGUGUCACUCAGCAGACUCAGAUGCUGUCUACAGGGUUCUUGUUCAACAUCCAAUUUUGCAUACCAAACUUCACCAAAUAUGUGCACAGUUCUUUGAGUGGCCUUCUGAGAAAACAGAUGAGUAUAUCCUUCCAAAGAUUGCUGAAAGAGAUUUACGGCGAUUUGCCAAUUUGCGCACUUCAUCAGCAGCAGUUGAACUUCCACUACAUAAGAUGCCAGUUAAGUGCCCUGUAACAGGAAUUAUCAAACCUCGUAGAGUACGGGGAACAGAAUGCUUCGAGGUCUCCUGGGAAGAGUCAUAUGGCCUAAAAAGUUCUGUGGUUCCGGCAGAACUGAUAGAGAGCGCUUGUCCUGAAAAGAUCGUGGAGUUUAAAGAGCGAAAAGCUGCCCCAAGAACAAAGAAGUCUAAACCCAGAUCUCGUAUUGAUCAGAAACUCCAGGCUCUGUCGCUUGAUAUUGAAUCAGGAAGCAGUUCCGUUCCCAGUGUUGCCUUUUCUUCAAAAACUGUGAUGCCAGAAAACAUGACUGGUGUUUCAGAAGUCAACUUUACACGGCAUGAUCCAUUCCUUGAUGCAGAGUCAGAAAGCGAUGGUGAUGGCAAUAGCAAUGCUGCAAUGCCUUUGUAUCAAACUGCUCUAGAGUCCGAAAGUAAGGCUGAUGGCAAUGCCCGAAUCCCUUCAAAUCCAGCUGCUCCAACUAAUGCUAAUUAUGAAGUCAUAGAUCUUAUCAGCCCUUCACCAGCUCACUGCCGGAAUGUUUCCAGAAGUCAAAAAAUGAGUAAUCAAGCUAUUAGUGUAAUAGAUCUAAGUGAUUCAGACACUGAAAGAUCACCUGAGCAUGAGAGGAAGGCCAGAGAGCUUAGAUUGUUUCUAGCCAGCAUUCCAGAUUAAAGACUCUGAAAACACUAUCAAGUUUAUGCAUAUUUAAUUAUUGCAUUGAAAUCUGUCAACGGGUAUAAAGAUUACCUGAUUCAGUGUUUAUGAAGUCGGUUAUUAAAUA